CUUGAGUUGAGGAGUUGCGAGAAUUGCCGUGUGUGGCGCUUCUAUAGCUUCCCAUUCCCACGUUCCUUCGUGGCCCCAGAUGUGAUGUCAUGCAGUGUUACGAAUGCCACGUGUAUCGCUGUUCUGUGUCGUUUUAAUACCAGUGGAUAUCCAUCAUGUCGCUGUUGAAACGACAGAAGAAGAGACAAGUGGACUUGGAAUGCCAUGCUUUUAAGGCAGAGUGGAGUGAGAAUUAUUUUGUUACUGAAUUAGAUGGCAAAGCAUUGUGUUUAUUGUGCAGUGAUACUAUAGCUGUACUAAAAGAGUACAAUAUACGUCGGCAUUACCAGACUAAGCAUUCGGCACAGUAUUCCCAACUCACGGAAGGAACGAUCACAAAAAUUAUAAACUUUGAAACGGAGUAUUUCAUUACAACGCAGUUUCUUCACGAAAAUGAAAACUGAAAAUAAGGCUGCAAGUAAAGUAAGUCUACAAGUAGCUCAUUUGGUAGCCAAGGAAGGAAACCCCUUUACUAAUGGUGAGUUAAUUAAAUCAUGUUUGAUUGUAGCAGUUGAAGAAAUGUGUCCAGAGAAAAUGGAUUUAUUUAAUAAUAUCAGCCUUUCCGCGAGAACAGUUGCCCGAAGAGUUGAGGACAUUGGUAGCAACAUCACUAACCAAUUAAUUAACAAGGCAGAUGAUUUCGAGUGGUUUUCCUUAGCUCUUGAUGAGUCAACAGACAUUACAGAUACUGCUCAAUUGCUGCUGUUUAUUCGAGGAGUCAAUGCUGACUUUGAAGUGACUGAAGAAUUAGCUUCUAUGAAUAGUCUGCAUAGAACAACUACAGGCGAAGACAUUUUCAAGGAAGUUGAAAUGUUAACGAAGUACAAUCUGAAGUGGAAUCAGCUAAAAUGUGUGACAACUGAUGGUGGUAAAAAUAUGUCUGGAACAGAACCAGUCGUGUCAACGGUGAACUUCAUUCGUUCUCGUGGGCUGAACCAUCGUCAGUUCCGUGAUUUUCUGUCAGAAGUGGAAGCCGAAUAUCCUGACUUACCCUACCACACAGCAGUUUGAUGGCUCAGCAGUGGUAAAGUUUUAUUAAGAUUUUUUGAACUCAGAGCAGAGAUUGAAAUUUUUCUCAAUGAGAAAAAACGCCCUCAACCACUAUUAUCGAACACUGAAUGGCUUUGGAAAUUAGCUUUUGCUGCUGAUAUCAUGGGAUUUCUUAAUGGAUUCAACUUGAAGCUACAAGGCAAAACAGUGCUAAUAUGUGAAACUUAUACUGCGGUAAAAUCAUUUCGACGACAACUGGCUUUGAUUGAGUCACAAAUCAUGGCAAGCUGUUUCGUGCAUUUCCCAUGCUGUCAAACAUUAAAAGAAGAAGUGGAUUCCCCAUUCCCGCACGAAUUUGCAGGUGAUAUAUUUUCUGAGCUCAAAAAACAGUUCCAGCAACGUUUUUCGGAUCUUGAUGCAAGUGCAGAAGACAUUUCCAGAUUUGAAAAUCCAUUUAACUGUACAAUUGAGGAACUUCCACCUAACCUUCAAUUGGAAGUGAUUAAUCUGCAGUGUGAUAACAUGCUAAAAGGCAAAUUCCAAGAGAACAAUCUAACAGAAUUCUAUAAGUGUCUUCCAAGUGAUGAAUAUGGUGAAUUAAGAUCAUAUGCUCGAGGUUUGAUCUCUGUAUUUGGUAGUACCUACCUGUGUGAAAAGACAUUUUCAAAGAUGAAAUAUGUAAAAUCUCAAUACAGGUCAGCAUUAACAGACGAACAUUUGCAAUCAAUUAUGAUGAUAGGGAGUACUAACUUUGACCCCCAAUUUGAAGAAAUGUUAUCUAAAAAAAAAAA
This is a messenger RNA of Cryptotermes secundus, 1820 nucleotides long. Its product is annotated as general transcription factor II-I repeat domain-containing protein 2-like. The record is from RefSeq and is a predicted model, not a curated record. Bases 433 to 1050 code for a protein of 205 amino acids. NCBI's taxonomy places the organism in Eukaryota, Metazoa, Arthropoda, Insecta, Blattodea, Kalotermitidae. The transcript has 2 exons.